Molecule: messenger RNA, 3129 nt
Organism: Guillardia theta CCMP2712
Lineage: Eukaryota; Cryptophyceae; Pyrenomonadales; Geminigeraceae
Exons: 12
Coding region: 1-3129 (1042 amino acids)
Biological process (GO): vacuolar acidification
Cellular component (GO): RAVE complex
Molecular function (GO): protein binding
Source: RefSeq, a predicted model, not a curated record
AUGUUCAAGGCUGUAAGAAACGAGAAGCUUGCUAUGUUCUUUGCAAGGGACUUUUCACAAGAAGCUCACAAACAAGCGGCGAUCAAGAAUGCUUGUACCCUCCUUUCUCAGCACAGAUAUGACCUGGCUGCAACAUUUUUCCUGCUUGCUGGGUCCUUUCAAGAUGCACUUGAAACUAUCUUGCAAAAGAAGAAAGAUACUAUGCUUGCUCUGCUUGUCACGAGACUGUAUGCAAAGGCUGACAGCGGAGAGGAGGAGGAGAUGCAGAGGGAGGCGGAGGAGCGGGAGGAACAUCAUGAGCAGGAGAAGGAGAAAGAGAAGGAGGAGAAGGAGGAAAAAGAGGACAAGAGAGGAGAGAUCGAGUCUUCUCUUGACUUCUUGUCCUCCAUGGAAUCCUCUCACAACCACAGGCUCGUCAGCUCGACCAACAAGCUUGACAGCGUCAAGCUCGCGAUCGAAAUGUCUGAACUGAUGGCAAUCGUUUCAAAGAUAUCGUCCCACCCUCGUGUCCGUCGUAUCCUCAAUCUUGCAGAGAGUGGAGAUGAGGAGUGUCUCCGAGCGCUGCCUGCUGCCCAACGAUGCCUCUCACUCCGCAGAGCUCUCAACUCUCACAUUGUCUCUUCUCUCAUGUCUGCAGGGUGUUAUGACCUCGCCAUGUACAAGAUGUACAACGAUGGCCAGGAUGGAGAGAGAGAGCUUAGUCGAGCAAAGGAGAGAAAAUCUUCGCUUUCGUACCUGCCUUCGACUUCGACUUCAGCUUCAGCAUCAGCAUCAGCAUCAGCAUCAACUUUCUUGCCUGUCACGCCGGACUGGAAGCAUCCCUUCACUCUGCAGUCCAACGACCCUGACAAGGUUGUGGAGUUUGUGAAGCAGAUGAAGCAGGAGAAGGAGAAACUGCAGAAUCUUGGUUUCUCCGUGGACCUCAUCGAGCAUCUCGUGACCCAGGAAUGUUGGAAGUCUCUUCGAUUCGACUGUUACGCUGCGCUGAGCUUGUCCUGUGUCGACCCUUCCUGGCAUCUUGACUCGCUGAAGUUGCUGUCCAACUUAGGAGCCUCGUCGGCGACCAGCGAUACAAGAGAAGCCUUGUCCUCAGAUGCAGCCAAGACAGAAAUGAUCAAACAGCUUUGCAUCGCUGAAUAUUUCACUCUCCUGCGAACAUUCUGGACGACAAGACAGUCAGUCGGACUGUUCAUUCUCUUAGCAGACAUGCCGGCGAGGAGGAGGCAGCAGCUCAGCUCAUCUGAAUCCUUCUUCCUCAUGUGCCAGCUCGCCAUCUCUCGUCUCUCAAGGGUAGAAUCGUUUGCAUGGGCCGGGAGCUGGACGCAACCUUCUGCUUCCGAUCUCAGCUUGGUCGUGCCCGACCACCUGGUGGAGUGUUACGGGGAGGUGGAGGGGAGGAGGCUGGAGGGAAACAACCAGCUGCUGUCACAGAGGAGGGAGUUGGAGGUGCUUCUCGUGGAGCUGGUGCUCCUGCAGAAGCUACAAGGUCUCAUCGACUCCUGCCUGGCUCCGGACCUCUCAAAAGACGUUCAUGCUGAGUUCCUCGCCUGCAUCCAGGGGGAGGUGAAGGCAUGGAGGAGGAGGCACUUGCAUGCUACCCUCAAGCAAGCUGCCCAGCUCCCCUGGCACGCAACAGCAACAGCCGCGUCCCUCCUCCUCAACCUGCCGCAGGUGCGGCCCGAGCAGGUGGCAGGAGCGGGCAAGCAGGAUCGGAUGAGCACGAUCUUGACCCUCACGGCGUCUCAGGCAUGGAAGGAGGACAGCAGGCGUCUGGAGCUCCGGGACAUCGCCAGCGCACUCCUUGCUGCCUCCCAGCCCGUCGCCCUGGACCAAUACCCAACGACAUGGCUGGGCCCUGAGGAAGUGCUGCACAUCUCGAGGGGAGAGGCUCUACGCGCGGUCUGCCUCAGAGCCGAUGACUCUGAUCAUGCUACCGUGCUCGCCGUUGCAUCCCCCAAGUUCAUCAAGCAGUACGAGGUGAAGCCCAGCAGCGCCUCCUCCUCCUCCUCCUCCUCCUCCUCGUCACAGGCGUGGUCGGCGCAGAGCAGCAGCGGCAUCUCUCCUCCUCCUGUUGUCUUCCGUCCUUCGCAGGAGCUGAACUUACCGUGGGAGGACAGGAGCAUCAGCGAGGUAGACAAGGGCAUAGCAACAGCCGUCAACGUGGUUGAGAGCGCUCUCGGCAUCCUUUGGGACCGAGUGUCGACGGCUGUGGAAGUGAUUCAGACGGGGAUCGAAGGAGGCAGCCAAGUACAUCCGACAGGCGCCACUACCAUAGCAGCUCAUCCCUCCCUCCCCUUCUUCAUCUCCGGCGGCUCUGACGGGCCUCUCCUUCUCUGGGGCUUCGGCACCCCUCAACCACUAGCCGCCGUCGCUCCCGUCUCGUCCUCGGCCAUCAGCAAAGUUCGCUUCGACCCCUCCGGCCGUUUCGUUGCCGUCGCUGACUACACAGGACUUUGCGGCAUCUACGAGUUGGACUUCAGCUUGUCCUUGUCGAGCUCCGACAUGCAGCCCAUGCGCCCUCUCGAGCUGCUUCACACGCAGAGCAAGAGAACCUACGACAUGGCGUUCAUCAACAGCGGGAGCCUCAUUGUCACUGGCGGCCAUGGCAGCAACGCUGCUGUCCGCGUGUGGGACCUGCUCCGCCCUUCCACCAACAGCUGCAUCGCCGCACUGAACCUGCCGGAGGGAGGUUGCAACUCCAUGGUCCACGUGGCACAGGAGGGCGUGCUGGUGGCUGGAGGCCACAAAGGGGACGUGUGCCUCAUAUCCAGCGACAGCUGGACUCCUCUCGUGACAGUCCCAGCAGCACAUCGAGCAAGCAUCCGAGCUAUCGUCGCUGCUCCUGUGCAAACCAAGGAUGGGAUGAUGAUUGUGACGGGCGGCAAUGACGGGGACAUGAAACUCUGGAGCAUUGGACAAAUGCUCAGAGGAAACCAAGGUUGCCUGGAGACGCUGGAAAACGCGCACGAGAAGGCUACUUUCAUGAGGGCUGGCAGCUCUGGCGCUAUCGUUCCAGGAACCUAUGGGGUGCUCGACGUUAUCAGCACAGGAACUCAUCUGCUGUCUUGCGGAGGAGACGGCAGAGUGGUGAGAAGAGCCUGGAUUGCAAGUCAACUUAGAAAGUUAUGA